AAGCUAGUCUUAAACCAGUAACCCCAUCUUUUUUCAAGAAUAUAUUGAAUAGUUUUCAUUUCCAAUAUUAUAAAAGGUCUUUAGCCCAUUGCAAAUUUAUCGGUGAAUUAUUCAAACAAGGGGCUUUUACCGAAAAAAAUAUAUUGUCGUUCAUUCACGAAUUAAUGAAAGUAAAAGAUAUUCUGAAUAUUCAUUGCUUAUGUAUAAUAUUACAAAUAGCAGGACAAAAAUUAUCAAAAACUCAUAAUUUGGACGGUAUAGUACAACAUAUUUUAUUAUUUAAAAAUGAAAACACUGUCCUCAUAAAAAUGUCACCAACUCUUCAGUCUUUGAUAUUCAAAAUACAAAACUUGCAUUUAAAAUGUUGGAUACAUGAAGAACCUCUUAAGUUAAUUGAGGACAAUGAACACUAUAUUUCCUUUGAAAAUUUGCCUGAGCAAUUAAAAAAAUUAUAUGAUCUUAAAUCAUAUACAGUAAUGGCCCAAUGUAUUAUUGAUGAAUGUAUGGCUGUUCUUAACGGUUUUGACAAGAUAAAUAUCAAUGAAAUAGUACAUUCGUUAAAAUAUAUCAACUCGUGGAUACAUUACGAUCAAGUGUCAUUCGUUGCUUCUAUGAUACUUAUAACACUAAACGAAGACCAAAGUAUUCGCCAUAAGGCUGGUAUACUUUUAAACUUAUUUAUUAAGAAAGGCUUGUUAUUAACUGAUUCGGUUUUAUCGGGAAUUGACAAAAUAAUGGAUGACUCAGAAUUGAAAAUAGAACUUCCAAGAUUAUCAGAUUUAUUAUUUGUCAUCACUACAUGGGAAAAUGUUAGUGCACAAACCAUCGUGAAUUGCUUCAGAACUUGUGGUUUUAUUAAGGAUGGACAGAAAAUUGGUGAAGGUAUUCCUGUUCAAAAAUUUGUUCACUUUGACGAUAAUGUCGCAACUGCUGGUACUUUUACUGACGAGGAAAUUAUUCAAUCCACUUCAGUCAAUCAGCACAAUUCUGACAAUGAUGACGAGGAAGAGGAGGCGGAGGUUCCUGUCAUAUCGUUAAAAGAAGCAACAUUUUUUAUGUCAGGAUUACGUCAAUUUUUUGAACAAUCUGAAAUGGACGAAAAAAGAUGCGAUACAAUUUUCAAUGCUAUAAUUAAGUUAAUGACCGAUGUAUUUAUGGAAAGAUUAAAUAACUAA
Sipha flava (yellow sugarcane aphid) is the source of this 1175-nucleotide messenger RNA. RefSeq lists its product as uncharacterized. The record is from RefSeq and is a predicted model, not a curated record. NCBI's taxonomy places the organism in Eukaryota, Metazoa, Arthropoda, Insecta, Hemiptera, Aphididae. The transcript has 10 exons. Bases 165 to 1175 code for a protein of 336 amino acids.